Oppiella nova is the source of this 2067-nucleotide messenger RNA. NCBI's taxonomy places the organism in Eukaryota, Metazoa, Arthropoda, Arachnida, Sarcoptiformes, Oppiidae. The record is from the annotation of a GenBank genome assembly.
AUGGCAGUCGUGCGAAAGGGUUCCAAAGAUCCCGAAUCAGGGAAACUAAAACAAUGGCUGGAAAUAUGGGAUCAGACUUCGAAAGUGAAGUCCAUUGACAUCAAUGCAAUGGACGAACACUCGGCGUUGGUAUUGGAGCCCACCUUCGGUCGGAUCCAGUGGUCACCAAAUGGCAAACAACUACUAUAUGUCGCCGAUUAUAAGCCACCGAAGGCUCAGUCAUACUAUAAGAAAGUAUCGAAAAAGUCCGAUAACUCGGUCAAAGAGUCGGACACAAGGGGUCAGGAGUUUGUGUACAGAGAGGAUUGGGGCGAAUGCUUCGAUGGUAUCACUCAUACAGUGAUUGCUGUUCUCGAUGUCGAAAAUGACUUUAAGAUACGUACCAUUGAAAUGCCCGGCUAUUCAUUGGGUCAGCCCUUCUGGACGGACAGUACGGGGAAUACCAUUGGAUUCGUGGGUUUUGUUGAAGAGCCCCGACGUUUAGGAUUAGUAUUCUGUAUGAAUCGCAAGAGUUCUGUAUUCACAGUCGAUUUGAGAGCUGAAAAGUCUGUGCCGGUGAUGGUGUGCGGGUCAGAGCCCACACACAUCUCUAGUCCCCGUCCACUACCCGAUGGAACAGGUUUUGUGUAUUUGGAGGACAGUUGGGGCGGUCCUCACGGGAAAGCCAGACAUCUAAUGCGCUAUAACUUUGAGUCCAAGACAUCUGAAGUUGUUGUGGACAGCAAUGGCCGCCGAGAGAUAAUAGACACCACAGAAGGUCCCAGAUAUGGGAAGGUGUGUACUAUUUUCACUCCUAUUUCUGGGGUUGAGUUACUGGACAACCCAUUCACUACUUCGGGAAAGUAUUUGGUGAUCAAUAGUUUCACUGAACUCGAGUUCAAAAUAUGUUUGGUUGAGCUAAAGACCGGUCGAUUGAUUCCCAUUGAGUUCCCGAGACCUUCGGCUUCAAUCCUGGACUUCAAAGACAACGUUCUGGUUGUCAGCGGUUCCGCUAUUGACCAGAAGCCCAACGUCUUCAUCGGUAAACUCAAUGAUAAUGACGUGGAGUCACCGGUAGAGUGGGUGGAAGUGGAGACCAAUUCAAAGGACUCACUCAAAGACAUAACUGUUGAGAGCUAUUGGAUUCCAAGCGAUGAUCGCACAAAACUGUUGCCAACUAUUCUGGUCAGUCCUAAACAGGUGGCCCAACAGCCGGCGCCCACUAUAGUCAUCCCUCACGGCGGACCCCAUUCUAUAUUACACAACACUUAUGGCAUAUAUCCGGCACUAUUCGCACGAAUCGGUUUAAAGACAUUGAUAGUGAACUACAGGGGAUCGUUAGGUGUGGACGAGGGGUUCGUGAAUGACCUGAUCGGACACGUGGGCGAUAAGGACGUCAAGGAUAUGAUUAAAGCCAUUGAUUACAUGUCCGACAAGAAUCUGGUGGAUCGACAGCAACUGUCACUGUUUGGCGGAUCUCAUGGCGGAUUUAUGGUGACACACCUGUCCGGACAGUACGCCCACUGGGACUGGAAGGCCUGCGUAACCCGUAACCCCGUUGUGAACUUAGCGACCAAAAUGGACGGCACCGACAUUCCCGACUGGGGUUACGUCGAGGCAUUUGGAAAACCCGAUGUCUUUGCGUUCGACAAAGUGUUGGAUCCGAUGACAGCGGAGGUGAUGAUCAAGAAGUCGCCCACGAAUUGGAUACACAACGUAAAGGUACCGACGCUUAUGAUGUUGGGGCGAAAGGAUCGUCGGGUGCCUAUGACUCAGGGCUUGAGUUACUAUCGGGUGCUGAAGGCCAGGGGUGUGAAGACUGAGUGCCACGUUUACGACGAUAAGCACGACCUCCAGAAAGUGGACGUCGACGGAGACGUUGCAAUCAAUGCCUGUCUUUGGAUUCUCCAUCAUUUGAAAUUAAUGGCCCCGAAGUCGACGUAUUCGACAGAAUCGUUGCUAUUAGUGAUCAUUAUAUUGUUAUUACUAUUACUGGCGGACGUGUUGAUGGAAUCGCCGCUUAUAUUGCUGUUGAUAUGUCCAUCGGUGGUAGACUUGAAGUACGUUUUGGGGGCCGCUUUGUGGUGA